AUGUCGCACAUUGGAGAAAUAGGUGAGCAAGUUUUCAAGCUUGGACAUUGGCGUCAUGGCACCAGAGCGGGAUUUGUGCCAGGCACAAGCGUCGAUGGAACUAUGGCUCGCGCCAUCGGCUCCGUAGCCAUGGCUUCCCACACGUACGAGUUCAACGUCACCAUGACCUGCGGCGGCUGCUCCGGCGCCAUCGACCGCGUCCUGAAGAAGCUCGACGGCGUCGAGAGCUACGAAGUCUCCCUCGAGAACCAGAGCGCCAAGGUCGUCACCGAGCUCCCCUACGAGACGGUCCUCACCAAGAUUGCCAAGACAGGCAAGAAGAUCAACUCGGCCAAGGCGGACGGCGUCGAGCAGUCCAUCGAGGUGCCCGCCGCGGCGUGA
Cordyceps militaris CM01 is the source of this 381-nucleotide messenger RNA. Its product is annotated as iron/copper transporter Atx1, putative. Bases 1 to 381 code for a protein of 126 amino acids. Gene Ontology annotation, molecular function: copper chaperone activity; metal ion binding. Gene Ontology annotation, cellular component: cytosol. Gene Ontology annotation, biological process: copper ion transport. The record is from RefSeq and is a predicted model, not a curated record. NCBI's taxonomy places the organism in Eukaryota, Fungi, Ascomycota, Sordariomycetes, Hypocreales, Cordycipitaceae. The transcript is spliced from 4 exons.